This is a messenger RNA of Anopheles moucheti, 1367 nucleotides long. RefSeq lists its product as uncharacterized. Bases 123 to 1130 code for a protein of 335 amino acids. The record is from RefSeq and is a predicted model, not a curated record. Lineage: Eukaryota; Metazoa; Arthropoda; Insecta; Diptera; Culicidae. The transcript is spliced from 6 exons.
UAGCAAGAUCGCUGAUUUUUUGUGGAUAGUUGCUUUCGACAUCAAUACAUAUUUCGCAGCAGUAUUCUGCGAAUAACGAGUAGAUUGUUAUUCCUCUCAAACACAAUACAAAUAAAAAAAACAUGUGUAAGCAUAUUUUAUUGUUCAUUAUUGUGAUACUUUAUUGUUUCAAUGCCUUUGAGGCACAAACUACAGAUAAAAAAUGUGCUCAAAAUAAUGAAUAUUGUCUAACCCAUAGAGAUUGCUGUUCGGGAAGCUGUUUAAGCUUCUCUUAUAAAUGUGUACCAGUGCCAGCAGGUGCUUCAGUGAGUACUGUAUUAGUACCAGUCAGGCCAGCCCCAAUAGACACAGAAAAUCGGUUUGGAGGUGAUGACGGCGGUGCCAGCUUGACCCAAAAAACAUGUGCACUCAAUGGAGAAUAUUGUUUAACGCAUGCAGAGUGCUGUUCGGGCAACUGUUUGACUUUCUCCUAUAAAUGCGUGGCCUUGAAUCCACCUGGCUCAACGGAGACCGUGUCUAAAGAUUCAACGUCACAAAAUUCAAUGGUUAAUUUUACGAAUCGUGUUGGUGAAGAUACUUCAGUAAACUCUGCAACAAAUUCUCCUUCAACUCAAAAGAAUUGUGCCGGUAUUGGAGAAUAUUGUCUAACGUCUUCGGAAUGCUGCUCUAAAAGUUGUUUAAGCUUCGCGUAUAAAUGCGUCAACAGGUAUGACCUUUAUGCUGGCGCUGAUCUAAAUCCAUCAACAUCUCCAAUUUCUACCGCUAAUCGAUUCGGGGAUUCAUCAGUAGAUCCAAACACAGGAACACGUAAAUGCACAUCCAAUGGACUAUACUGCUUCCACAAUAAAGAGUGCUGUUCGGGGGCGUGCUACAAAUCAAUAUGUUCUACUGAGAUCCGACUUGGUGUACCAGAGUCGGAAUUAACCCGACCAUCGGUAGCUAAUGGACCCUACAUUCCCGUAAAUAAUUUGGAUGAUCUCAUUUCUCGGUUUGGUGGACAAAUUUCGACAACCGAGCAAAGUCUUCAGCGUCAAGAAAGGCGUUGUAAAAUUAUUGGUGAUGUCUGCAAUCGGCAUGAAGAUUGUUGCUCCUCAAACUGCCAUUCAUACAGACGAAAGUGCGUCAAUUAAUAUAAGUCUUACAGAUUACAAAUAAACACAUACAUUUGUCUGUACAUUCGAGAAUUUGUCAAAAAGCUCUGCUCAUUAUACCUUCGUUUUGAUUUUAUUAGUCAAUAUAAAAUGAAUGCAAAUAAAUAUAAACAGAUACGACAUACAUGAAAUAUCCUGUUUUCUGAUUGUGUAUACAAAAGCUGCAUUGUUCACAAUAAAACAUAAUUUAUAUACGGAAAAAUACAAAACUAAACU